GCCCGGGGCUGGGGGACGGGCGCGGAGAGGGGCUCGGGGCGCUGCGGGGCGGCCCCCUCCGUUUUCCGCAGCGCGGGCGCCGCUCCUCCUCCCGCGCCCAGGCCGGCGGCCGGGCUCCCUGUCCCUCCGCAGCGGGAUGCGGGCACCGGGCCCGGGCAGGGGCCGAGGGCCGAGGCCUGGCGGGCCUGGCGGGGGCCCCUGCGGACGGCGGCUCAGGGGCCGGGACCGAAACCUCUAGCGCGCCCCUCCCGGCGGCCGGGAGGGGGGAGGCGGGGAGGGCGGGCGGUGGCGGGCGGUGGGAGCCGGGGAGGCUCAGAGCCUCGCGGCGCGCGGGCGGGCGGCGGAGGGGGCGCGGGGAGCCCCCCGCCCCCCGAAGGAGGAGUCUGGCUCCCACUUGCAGCCUCGGACGCGCGGCGAGGCGGCAGCCGCCGGAGGAGCCCCCGCCCCUGCGCGCCUCCCUCCCGGGAGCCCCUGCCUCCCUCGGUGCGCGCUGCUGCUCGCAGCCGCCGCGGCCGCGGAAGAGGAGCCCGGGGCCAGUCUGUCUCCAGGUCUGGCGGGGGGCCGGGCGGCGGCGGUGGCGGCGGCGGGAGAUGCCGGGGCGGCCAGCGGAGGUCCAUGUGGCGCUCUAGGUGGGAUGCCGGCGUCCUGAAAGCGGAGGCCCUGGCCCUCCUCCCCUGCGGCCUGGGCAUGGCGUUCUCCCAGUCCCACGUGAUGGCCGCCCGGCGGCACCAGCACAGCCGGCUCAUCAUCGAGGUGGACGAGUACAGCUCCAACCCCACCCAGGCCUUCACCUUCUACAACAUCAACCAGGGCCGCUUCCAGCCACCGCACGUGCAGAUGGUCGACCCGGUGCCUCAUGAUGCCCCCAAACCUCCAGGCUACACCCGCUUCGUCUGCGUCUCUGACACCCAUUCGAGGACAGACCCCAUCCAGAUGCCAUAUGGCGACGUGCUGAUCCAUGCUGGGGACUUCACUGAGCUGGGGCUCCCAAGCGAGGUGAAGAAAUUCAACGAGUGGCUGGGCAGCCUGCCCUACGAGUAUAAGAUUGUGAUCGCAGGCAACCACGAGCUGACCUUUGACCAGGAGUUCAUGGCUGACCUCAUCAAGCAGGACUUUUACUACUUCCCAUCUGUGUCGAAGCUGAAGCCGGAGAACUAUGAGAAUGUGCAGUCGCUGCUGACCAACUGCAUCUACCUUCAGGACUCGGAGGUCACUGUGCGGGGCUUCCGGAUCUACGGCUCCCCAUGGCAGCCCUGGUUCUACGGCUGGGGCUUCAACCUCCCACGAGGCCAGGCCCUGCUGGAGAAAUGGAACCUCAUUCCCGAAGGCGUAGACAUCCUGAUAACCCACGGACCGCCACUGGGCUUCCUGGACUGGGUCCCCAAGAAGAUGCAGCGGGUGGGCUGCGUGGAGCUGCUCAACACGGUGCAGAGGCGCGUCCAGCCGCGGCUACACGUCUUUGGCCACAUCCACGAAGGGUAUGGUGUCAUGGCAGAUGGGACGACCACCUAUGUGAACGCGUCCGUAUGCACUGUGAACUACCAGCCCGUGAACCCACCCAUAGUCAUCGACCUCCCCACACCCCGGAACUCCUGACUGCUCCCCACUGCCCCAGCCCUGCCCGCCCACGUCAGCUCCAUAGGCCUUGCCUGGCCACUGUUCCUUCCAUGCUGAGUCGCCUGGACGACCUGUCUGGCUGCAGGGACUGGCCUAGCAGGCAGGUUAGGGUCUUGGAACGACUCUUCAGCCUUCUGUCACCUGGAGUUGGGACCCUGCGCAUCCCCAUCAGGGGUUCUGUGCUCAUUACUUUUUCUGCGUGUACAUCCUGUGUGUACCUUGUUAAAGAACCUGCUAAGCUCAUGGCCCUGUCAUGUUUGGGAAACGACUGAAUCUUCAUUCUGCUCACUUGGUCGCCCUCCUGGUUUGGGAAGCUGCUGCUCUUGAAUGGGUUUUGGAAAUUACGCAAAAUCUCCCUCUGACCACGGAUCUGUGUGGCUGCACGCCCCGGGUUAGAGGUGGUGGGAAGACUUGUGGGCUGCACGCAGGCAGUCCUUGCUCUCCCCCCAAGUGAGAGAGGAGACAGGCCCAAGGCAGAGGCCCUCUGGGGAGCAUUUAGGGACAUCUCAGGAAUUCAGACCGCACCCGGCCAGGCCCACCGCAGUUUGCCUGGCAUUGUUUCCCCCUUUUUUUCCUGUAAGCAUUUCUGUUGACUUGAACAAUGGCCUGAGUGUCCUAGGCGUUCACCCGGAGCCUGGAUCAUGGGGGCUGGUUCUACGGGAUGAGCUGCCAGUGUGCGUGCCCAGGACCAGCGAGAGGGUUCCCAGUCAUGGGGGGACGACCCUUGGCCCCACGGGGACCACACUGCUCUGCAGAACUCAGCCUGGAGGGAGGGUCUGCAGGCUUAGGCUGCAACAGCCCUGCCUGCUGUGGUGUGAACCCAUAUCCAGGCAUGCACUGACACACACGCAUGCACGCUCCCCUCUUAGUUUAAGGAAGUAGGUCCUCUAUUUCUCCUUUCUGCCCCGCAGUGAGGUUCUGUUCUUUGGUGUGGUUUCCCUUGCACCAUUAGGAUUCUGUCUGGCAUAUGCCUGCAGCCGAGGAAGCCUAAAAAUCCUUGUCCUCAGACCAGCCAGUCCUGUGAAUGGGAAGCUGUUUUCACCCCCAUCUAUCCAUCCAUCCCUCAUUCAUCCAUCCCUUCAUCCCUCCAUUUGUUCAUCCCUCCAUCUGUUCACCCUCCAUCCUUUCAUCCAUCCAUCCAUCCAUCCCUCCCUCCAUCCCCAUGCAUCAUCCAUCCCCCAUCCAUCCAUCCCCCCAUCCAUCCAUGCCCCAUCUAUCCUCCUGUGAACGGUAGGGUGGAACAGGAACAAAGCGGGCCCGUCUCCAGCAGCUCCACCUUGGACAGCUCCUUUUUCUUCUUUGAAUUAGGACUGGUGGGGUGGGGGGCAGGGCAGAAGUGGGAACACAUAGGGCCUAGAUUAGGGGCAGGCGAUGGGCAAGCGCAGGAUCGGAUUCUGUCCUUAUUUAAUAUUUUGUUCACCAUGGGCUUUUUUCUCAUUUAUUUUGAUUUUUAACGUUGCAUUAAAGUAGUAGUAUUUGUCCUCAUCGGUGACGUUUUUGCACCUCCUUUACCUUGUGCAUCUGAGAGGAGGGUGUCCCUCCCUCACCCGGGUCCCAGUGCUGGGAACCAGCCUGCUCUCAGCCAUUUGUAGUCUUGUUUCAUCCUCAGAUGGUCCUUCAAGGUAGGUACUUUGUCCCCAUUUUAGAGAUGAGCGACUGAGGCCAGAGGGGUGUGGUGACUUGCCUGGGGGCUCACAACACAAAAGGAGCAGAGGCAGGAUCUGACCCUUGGUCGCUAGCCUCACGGCCCUCACUUUGCCAUGACCCGAAGUUAUGUCCCUACAAAGCAAUGCAUGGUCCAAGGCUCUUCUUAUUGUAUCUUUAUUUUUAAGGGUCCUAUUCAAAACCGGUCUGAGCUCUGAGGAGUCCUGAACCCUGGGCGCAGCAUCCCGGCAUCCUGGGAGAUUGGGAUUCCUUUUCUGCCCGCACUGAGCCGGGCUCCUUGAGGGGUGGAGCUGCUGUCUCUGGAAGCCUGUCAGCAGCACUCUGUCGGGGUGACUGAGGCUGAGCGCUGUGGGGUGCAGGCUCCGGGAAUCCCGUUUGGCUGGAGGGGCUCCUGUAGCCAGGGAUGUUUACGAGGUUUCUCUGAUGCUUCAGGCAUGGGACAUGUGUGCGGUGGAGAAAACCAGGCCCUUUCAGUGCCAGCUCCACUCAAUUUCUAUGUGGACCAAGAACUUCAAACUCAAAAACAUUUUUUUCCUAAGGUAUCUUCAGAAUAUGGUGUAUUUUUAUGUGGAAAAGAAAAGUUAUGACGGCAGCUGUUACUUUAAGAGAAAAUUCAUUAAAAGUCCUCGAGGUCUGAAGAUGACGGCGUGAUCCUCAAUCAUUUUGGCAUAACUUGAUUGUGGCUGUAAUUUUUUUUUUGUCAAGCAUGUCAGACAAUAAAGUCUUUGUAAAAAGAGAA
This is a messenger RNA of Callithrix jacchus (white-tufted-ear marmoset), 4021 nucleotides long. RefSeq names its product metallophosphoesterase domain containing 1 (gene MPPED1). The record is from RefSeq and is a predicted model, not a curated record. Lineage: Eukaryota; Metazoa; Chordata; Mammalia; Primates; Cebidae. Gene Ontology annotation, molecular function: hydrolase activity.